Durusdinium trenchii is the source of this 4614-nucleotide messenger RNA. The record is from the annotation of a GenBank genome assembly. Lineage: Eukaryota; Dinophyceae; Suessiales; Symbiodiniaceae.
AUGGCCAAAUGCAUCUCCAAUUUAACGAAAGGCUUUGAACAGAACACUCAUGCACGUCGUUGCUUCCGAUUGUGCUCCUUCUUGGUAGUUCUGCUGCUUUUCUAUCUCUUUCUGGUGGCUUUCAACUUCCACUUCGUCCGCCGCGUCCCAGUGGAGUACAUCUUUGGCGACAGGUUGGAGAUCACCGUUGCUUCUUGCGAUGUGGUCUUGCAGCCGGGCACCACUCGCUCCGUGAAGGUCGAGGGCCUCUUGAUGGAUCUCAAGAUUGAACGGACAAUGGAAUCGCUGGAUGUGAUGCGGAUCAUCAAUGCACAGAACUACCGUGGGUGUGAUGAUCAGCCGCACAAGGACUGCUAUCGACUUUGUCGAGUUGUUGCCAGCAUCCCUGAAGAUUUGCCGCCCAGCGUGGUUUGGAUUCAGCAGGUCAACAAUGACAAGGCUGACCAUGUGGUUGUGGAGAUCGAUUCAGUGAAAUUGAACAAUCUCAUGAUCAGAGGUGGCGGUGGCAACUGGUGGGAUAAGGCAGGACCGAGUAUUGAGGUCUUCAUGCGCAACAGCACUACAAUGGGUUGGAUGUACAUUACUUUGGCCAAAGGUCAGGCAAUGCUGCAGGAUACCCAACACGCUUCCACUGCAGACGUGAGGUCCGAUGGAAGUGUGACAAUGCGGGAAGUACGUCACACCGGACCAAUCCUGCUGAACUGGCGACAGCCAAACAACCAGGCUUGCAUGGUGGCAGAUUCAAACGAGUUGGUUCUUCCAGAUGAGAAUGGCGAGUUCAACUUGUGCGAUUCACUGUAUCACAAGAGCAAUUUUCAGACCUUCUACGAUACCAGCAAAGACUUCUUUUUGGACCGGGCAGAGUUUGGUGCUGCACUUGUGGGGAUGCCGUACUGCUGCGGAGGCUCUUGUCCACACUCCUCUUGGUGUGAUGGCACGCUCUACAAAGUCUUUGAUUUCGGCAGCUCGACGGGCGCUUCUUUUGCCAACAGGGCAGAGGUACUCAGCGCCAACACGGUGUUUGACAAGCUCAAGUCCCUAGGGUGGGCUGGGAUGAUACCCUACUGCUUCCGCGAAGCGAAGCUCAUGCAACCUACAAAUCGUGUGCGAUUGGUCGAGGGCUGGCCAUCCUUCGUCCCCUGGGCGGGCGACGCCACAGCACCAAGUCCCUCUCCUUUUGCAGCUUGCAUUCGACACGCUCAGUGCACGACUGGCUAUUGCGACAAUGAGACGUCACAAUGUGCGCCACAUCCCGAUGUGACCUUUCAGGUUGUGUCAGGUAAUUGGACAAGUUGUGACAAGCCAUGUGGCGGAGGACAACAAACUCGAGAGAUGGUAUGCUUGGGCUCUGAUGGUCUGAAGUACCCUUCGUAUUUGUGCCCAGGCUGGCUCUCCAGCGUAGAGGUGCAAAGCUGCAACACAAUGGCCUGCAAUUUGCCAGAUGCAGUAACCAACUACAGCUUUGGUUUGGACAUGGACUUACGGCCUGAUUGGAUAGAUAUCACUGCAACUGGGACGCUUCCCAGCGGUGCCACUGCCUUGCAGAUUCGUCUUGGAAGUUCCACAGGCGCCAUGCUGGAGAGCAUAAUCGACGACGUUCUCGAGAACGAGUGUGUUCUCACUAUUUGCACGCUGAGGGCGCAAGCACAGGUCCCCGCUUAUGUGGAUCGCUUGAUGUUGGUGGCUAAAAACUCAGAUGGCCUUAGCCAGCCGGUGGAGAAGCUUUUCAUCGACCGCGUGGGUCAAACGGGCAGCUUCCAAAAGUUCACCGUGCAAAGCGAAGCGGGGAUGGUGCAUUUCAGCGUUGCUGGUGCUUCGUCAUCCAGCGGCACUUGGGCGCCAGCUGAUCGACUGCCGGGCAUUCGCAUGCAUUUGCCAGAUGCCAGGCGGAUGAUGCGAACUGUUGGUCCACGCUUCGGUGAUCCAGAGUCGACCGAUCAUGGCGUGGUGGUCAUCGAUACUGUUGCUGUCCCGGGUAUCCCAGCCACGCGCUGGGUAUAUGCAACUCGACCUGUUUUUCUCUCCAUGGACCCAGCGAUCCUUACAUUCCUCUCUGCAGGGAUUUUGAAGCCUGAGAUUUUGACCUUUCGAGUUUCUUAUCUUGAUAUGUCAUGCUCGGCCAGCAUUGUCAAUUCAAUUGCAGAGCAUCCUUCAUCAGAGGAUUAUUUGAAACCGGCUCUGCAAGUGCGUUUUGCUUCGAUGUAUGACCAGAUGCAACGUUCCUUGCGAUCGGACGGAUUGGCCAGCAGGCAAAAGCUCCGAGGUGAACUCGUCCUAUUGGAUCCAGACCACAGGGUCAAGCCAGAUGCGUCGAAGUACUGGGAGUUUUACGAAGGAGCGAAUGGUGAUACAUUGAUGAGACCACGUGAAGUUCACGCAUUGGAUCAGCUGCAGGAUGCCGCGACGGGCUUGAGCUUGGCAUGCGGUGGGCUUGCCAGCUGUUUGUUCACCUUUGUUUUCUUCAAGCUGGCACGCAAGGGCAUUCGAGCCCGGAACAUGGAGAAAAGAGCUCAGCAGACCCUCCUGAAGCAGAAACUUGGGGAGAUCAAGGACAAAGAAGAGAACAAGCUGGAUGAGCAAAUCCAUGCCGCAGAAGGCAACCCAUUUCUCCAACCAUUGCUAUUGAUUGACUUGCUGGUGUUGGAGCCGAUCUUGAGCAAGAUUCUGAACAGCCUGGCACGCUUUGGCCAUGAAUAUCUCGUCGUGUCACAUCCACAUUAUCAAAAAAGUGCAAAGUCGCAAGUGGUGCCUGUGGAGCCGGUCAAGGAUAUGCCAGUGGAGAAGUCUCCGAAAUCAGACACAAGGAUCGUGGUCACUCCAAGCCAAGAGGAACGCCGACCUUUUGUCUACAUGCGCCACUUUCGUGCCACCUACACCCAAUACUGCAUCAAGCAUGGCCUGGAACCGAUCCAGUCCCGCGAUGAGAUCAUUAGGUUCUUGAUCGACAAGUACAACGUGCGAUCCACCCGAGAGACCGUUUGGCGGAUUAGAGGUGUGCGUUGGCGAAUGAAGGAUGAGCCUGUCCCUGUCGCUCCAGCAUCCACAGAAGCGGAAGAAAGCUCGUUGUGGAGAUUCAUGAAUGCAAAAGUGGUGGUCACCAAAGACAGAAGAAAUCACUGGCUCGACAUGAAGAACAACAGGCUUCCGAAUGGAGACUUGCAAGUCGGUAUACGGCAAAGGUACUUUCAAUGGUGUGAGGAGAAGGGCGAAGCACCUGUGGAUACAUUGGAGAUGGACCCUUUAAGCACCGAGAGCGAGCUGCAAGGAUUAUCAGCCUGGGCAUUGUUCAAUGACUGUAACUACCAGGAAGUGGAAGUACAAAAAAUCCUCCAUUGCAGUCUUUCCACAGAACCAAAUCUGGUCCUGGAUUGCAGACAGCUAAUUGCUGAUUUCCUUGAGGUGUUGGUGGAUAUUGUCGUGCUCAUCCUGCCGGCCUUGCUGCUUUGCCUAAAUGCCCUUGGAGCCCAGCAAGUCUAUGCACAAACCACAGUAACUUCAACUCCUGUGCAGAUGAUGGAUGUUCUUGGAACAGCGCUGCCUUAUAUCGGCUUUGACUCUGGUGGACGUCAGGUCCUGUUCUUGACGUCAUUUAUUCUUGGGACGCAGUUCGUAUACAUAGUCCUGGCAACGAUCCGUGUUUUGCUGCACUAUGUUUGCCCGGAGAGAAUGAUCAAGAGGUGGUUUGAUUGGCUAUUUGCCUGCAUUUUGUUCCUCGAGGUUAUCGGAGUUGCGACCUGGAUUGGAGUCACGGCGUCCUGGUGCAUCCUUGCCACCAUUUUGUCACCGGUCAAGUAUUUGCCAUACGGCACUGCAGUGAUAAUUUUUGGUGUUGUGGUGGUGACUCUUUGGAAGGAGAUGAAUGACGCUGCUUUCGCCAUGAGGAAAAAGGCCUUCGCCAUGAUUGAUGGCAAGUUGCAGCAAUGCUUGAGGACUGUGGAACAAGAAAUUCAACUGCAACGAAACCACAAUGCUUUGGCAGCUGGUUUGCGCAAGCUUGAAGCCAAGAGAGCUCACGCGAAGAAAAAGGUGGAUGAGUCGCAGGCAGGCUUUGAUGAAUUUCACCAGGAGCGAGUGAGACGCAAGGUGACCCCCGGCGACGUGUUCAGUACGUUGGAUGCAGAUCAAUCUGGCACUAUCACAAUUGAGGAGUUCAAGAAGCUGUUUGUCGCAAUGAAUUCUUCUCUGGACCCGAACAUGAUUGAGAAGAUGUUUGCCUAUGCUGAUUCUGAUGGUUCAGGCCUGAUCACUCAGGACGAAUUUGAGGAAGCUUGGGAUUUCUUGACUGAGCAUUUGGUCAACAAGGUCUUACAUGAGCUUGGAUUCGGCCCUACUGACAUCUUGAUGGCCAUUAUCAUGGCAGCAAUGCAAGGUUGGUACAAUGAUACAUCAUUCCAAUCUUGCGUGCAGUCCGCAUUAGUUGCUGGCAGUGGCAAGGUGGCCACGCUGGUGAAAAAACGUGUGCCAGAUGAGAAGGAUGCCAAAGUUGGUGCAAUCAUGGGUUCGAUGGAAGGAGGCGAUGAAGGAGACGGAGACGGAGAUGGUGGAGAUGGCGAAGGCGGUGGCGAAGGAGAAGGGGGCGGUGAGGGAGAAGGAGGAGGUGAAGGUGGCGGAUGA